Messenger RNA from Phanerochaete carnosa HHB-10118-sp, 3009 nucleotides. RefSeq lists its product as uncharacterized. The record is from RefSeq and is a predicted model, not a curated record. The transcript is spliced from 12 exons. Bases 121 to 2403 code for a protein of 760 amino acids. NCBI's taxonomy places the organism in Eukaryota, Fungi, Basidiomycota, Agaricomycetes, Polyporales, Phanerochaetaceae.
GCAGCUAUACCCCAGACCAUAUCCUUGACACUACGACUUUACGUCCCAAUUCCCCAUCUGGAUCUCCCUUUGAAACCUAGCCAUAGCAUGCUCUGUGCUUCUCUUCUGUUACUCUGAAUAAUGGCAAUCGAGAUGCAGACGCAAGGCACAUCCCAAAGACCAGAUCCGCGGACACUCACGUCCCUCUCGGAGAUUUUAUCUUCGCUGUCGGCACUAGAGGCAGAGGAGACGGAGCUUUCAAGCUCUCUAUCCGAACUGCUCUCCGACAGAGAACCUAUCAUCAACGCCUUGACGCGUCUCCAGUCUCUCGAACCGCGUCUCAAUGAACUGUACUCUGAGGCAUAUAUGCUCUCUGGGACUGUAACUGCAACGGCGAAGACGGCGGAUCGCGUAGGUGGACGCGUGCGGCUACUGGAUGAGGAGAUGAAGAGGGUGAGAGAGGCCGGAGAGCGGGUCGGGCAGGUGAUGGAACUGAAGUCCUCGCUGAUGGCCCUCCAGUCCGCCAUGGAAUCGCAAGAUUGGGAGUCUGCCACACGGCACUGCGCGCGAGCGAUGACGCUGCCGCUGGACGUGACCUCGGGCGCGUUCGCCGAGUCCUCGGUGCCCAGCGCAGAGAGCCCCCUUCCGCCUGCGCAGACGCUCCAGGAUGUCCGCGAACAGCUGCUCAGGAUCUUCCGCGAGCAGUUCGAGAAGGUCUCGACGUCGAGGGACGCUGCUGCCACGACGCGCUUCUUCAAGCUGUUUCCGGCCAUCGGAUGGGAAGAGGAGGGUUUGCAGGCUUACGCCUCGUUUGUGGUUGACCUUGUGAAAGUCCGUGCCCCGGCCUCUGCGAAGACCUCGUCACCGCUCUACUAUAUCACUGCCCUGACUGCUCUCUAUGAGAGUGUCGCGAUGAUUGUAGAUCAACAUCAGCCUGUGGUUGAGAAGUACUAUGGCCUCGGCAAGAUGACCAGUGUGCUUAAGCGUCUGUUGCAAGAGUCCGACAGGGUGACUAAAGAUCUCAUUGAAGGCUGGGAAGAGGAGCGAGCAAUGAAGCGCAAACUUGCAGAUAUUUCGAACCCUUCCUUCCAAUCUCUGAAUACGCCUGCACCCAUACGGCGGGUUGCUUCCCAUGCUGGUGCCGUGGACGAAGACCAAGUGGACGCAAGGGAGAUCGACAGAGUGCUCACGGAGGUUGCCGGAAUGGCAGGUCGAUGGAGCCUGUUCCGGAAGUUCCUCUAUGAAAGGCUGAAGGAUAGCGAGGACGAGGACGAGGACCAAAGCAAUGAUAGGUCACGCCCGCAGACGCCUCAGCCGCCACCCACGGCCAGGAGCCAAGCAUUCGAACCGGUUGACACGGGGGUAUCGGACGCACUAGAAGCCAUCGAGGCAUCGUCAUCACGCCAGCUCAUGGAAGAUACCCUCAGCACUUAUUACGUACCUAUGGAAGUCUGGUACAGUCGUACUAUCAUCGACAAGGCGCACAGCCUAUCGAAGCCCGACUUCUCCCAGCUCCCAGCUAUCACCACCACGCCUGACGAUGCUUUCUACAUCCUGAAAGUUGUCCUAUCGAGGUUACUGUCCUCCGGUACCGUGAAGAUAGUCGAAAAGGCUUCGGAGGCAUUGCGCGAGGCCAUGGACCGCGACUACGCGGGUGUCAUCAAGAGAAAGCUGGAUGAUGUGUAUAGGACUGGUGGCUCAGGACCCUCAGCGAGAGGCGAGAAAGAGAGCCGGCAGGCCUUCAUCAUACUACUUAAUGAUCUUGAUAUUUCCUCGUCGCAUAUGGAACGGCUGACCAGGGAGUUGUGCUCGUCAACUCUCAUUACACAAAAUUUCCUAGACAGCGAAGCGGACCAAGUGAAAGACGCUAUAUCUUCAUUCAAUAAUCUCGUCCCACGUUUCCGCUCAACGCUGCGGGCUGGCAUCGAGCAACUCUUCAACCAGCUACUGCGACCUAAACUGCGCAUGUUCAUCCCAGACGUGUACAAGGACGUCUCGUACGUGCUGGAUGAUGCCAGCUAUGCUGUGGCCGAGAUAAACGACGUCGUCCGGAAGCGGUUCGUCAAAGCGUGGGAAGGCCUGGUUGAAGGCUACAAGGACACUUUCACUGAGAGCAACUUCCGCCUAUUCUUUGGAUUGGCCCUGGACGUGCUGGUUCGCCCCUGGGAGAAAUUUGUGAUGGCAUUGAAGUAUACUGAGCUCGGUGCUGUACGCUUUGAUCGCGACCUGCGAGCUAUCACGACGUAUUUGUCAUCUCAGACGGCCUUUGGAGACGUCAGAGAGAAGUUCUUGCGUCUGCAGCAGAUUGCGACGCUUCUCAAUUUGGACUCGGAGGAGGACGUGGAGGAGUUUUACAACGGCUCAGGCAUCUCAUGGAAGCUGAACGAGCACGAAGCUCGUCUUGUUGCCGGACUUCGUGUCUAAAGCCUUUUGCGUUAUCUAUCCUGCUCCGGCAUGAUACAUCGAAUCAGAAUAUACAAUUUCGUAAAUGAAUUAUCCGCAUCUUCUCGGUACAGGGUAUCUUUCAUGCGAGCUGCAUAUUAGUCGCUGUGGAACAAACUCAGCCCCGCCUAAGGGCAUCAAGGCGCGCCUGCAGCGCGUCCUCGUCCGACACGCCUCCGCCAGAAUCUCCGCCACCUGUGUGGGAAGGGCCGCCGCCUUCACCCAUCACAACGGCUUGUUUUGGCUCAGUAAGCGGUGAAGAUAUCGCUAGGCCACUUGGCGCGUCCGUGAGCUAUCCGACAACCAAGUGUCAACAGAGUGGAGCAUAUGAGGGAUAGUCAUCGCACGUACCUGUUGGGAGAUGUCCACGCCAAUCUCGUCGAGGACUUGCUUGAGGAUCUUGUCACCUUCCUCCUCCUCGUCCUCGAGGGAGUCGUCCAUGACAUCGUCAACCGCAUCGGACAUCAUCUCCUCCUUCAUGUCCAUUGUCGCACUCUCCUUCUCAAAUUCAAGCAUGAUCCGCUGGAUCUGCGGCAGGUUCAUCCCGCGGUUCAUCGCACCCAUGGCCUGGUUACGAUAUCAGUAUCG